AUGGGUGAUGUUGGUGAAGUCGAAUUCCUUGGUGAGUCAUUUCCAGACACUCCUUACCUUGCAAGUUGUCUCGAAGUGAGUGGUGGCAUCGUAGGAUUGAGAGAUGAAGAUUUGAGACUCGGAUCCCAAGUCGCUUGGCUCGUAGACAUCCGAAAUUUGGAUGAAUUUCUCGGCGAUUUGACCGAGAAGUUGGAGUCCUGGAAGGACCUCAGCCUCUGGGUUGGCCGUCUCGACGGUGGUCGACACCAUUGCCAAGUACCAUCCCUUCGGGUGACGUCCGACUUGCUUUUGUGGGAUGAUAAUCUGACAAGACUGAGCAUCGUUGGUGUUUGGAAUCGGGUGAUUCAACAAGCAGAUGGCACGAACGACUUGUCCGGUCUUCUUGACACGAUCCUUGGCGUACGAUGGAUCACAAUAGAUCUGCUUUCCACGAACAAUCUCAUCUCCACACUUCACUCCAAUCGCCUUUCCAUUCUCAAUGACAAUCUCGUCGACUGGCUUGUCAAGCAUAUAAGUUCCUCCGUAGAUUGCGGAGAGACGAGCGAAUCCUUGUGGAAGUUCUCCCAAUCCGUAGAGUGGAUACAAGUAUGGCGACUUUCCGUAACGAGCCAACGAGUCCGAGUACAAACGAAUCUUCUCGACAGCCGGUGCGAAUGGCUGAUUCUUGUGCUCAUCGUCACGGUAGAGAGCAAGCGCGUGUCCGGUGAAGUCGGCGGUGUUCUCAUCAAGUCCGAACUUCUCGUAGACUUGUUGCAUCGUCUGGUUGUGUGGAUCCAAUCCUUGCCACGUCUCCGGCUUGUUCUCAUCGAAUUGUUGAACCCAGACGAGGAACUUCUUGAAGCGACGCUUCUCGAACAUUCCCAUGAGGGAAGUGGCAAGAGCCUCCAUCUCAUCGGCUGGCACCUUGUAGAUCUUUCCGCCUUUCACGACGAACGACGCCUCGAUCGACUUGAAUUCCAAGUAACGAGUGACACCGGUAUGGAUGAGAAGCUUGACGAGCGGUCCGUUGGCCAUCAAGAAUUUUGGGAUCAAGUCGACGUUCCAGUCACGUCCACGACCCAUCUCCGGUUGUGGCUUCGCUUGAGCUCCGUGGAAUUUCUCGUAGAGUUGCUCAAGUGGAUUGACUUGGGUCGAUUCCAUCCACGACCAUUUGUUGACGAUCGGGUUGAACUUCAAACCCUGAAUCGAUUGAACACGGCAUCCCGCGUUUUCGAGAUACGAGGUCAUCUCCGCCGGGGUGAUGAACUUCUCCCAGUCGUGGACUCCUGGUGGAACGAUUCUGAGGAUGUCCUGGAAAUGAUAGGAUUUUUUUUUGCUGAAAUUCUUUCAAAACCAACCUCAGCCAACCAAAUCGCGGCGACUUUGCUCAAGAAUGUGCGGUUCAUCGUGGUGAUGAAGACUGGUGCGCCGGGACGUGCCAACGCUCCGACAGAGUUGAUGAAACUCGGCAAGUCGGCGACGUGUUCGACGAUUUCCGAUGCGAUGACUCCAUCGAAUGCUGGAAGAACAAGAAGAAGUUGGAAUAUAAUUCCUCUUCCUUACCGCUUCCUUCGUCGCAUCAAUUCCAGUCACAUCGAAUCCACUUCUAGCCAACGGAACAGACAGAAGACCCCCGCCGCUUCCAACGUCGACUACGCGAGCUGGACCGGAGCCCUGUCCUUUUCCAACAUUAUCCACAAUCCAUGGUACACGAACUCUAUUAAGAGAGUGAAGAGCACUGAAAGGCCCGGUCGGAUCAGCCCAUUCAGCGGACAUCUUUCCGAAUUUUUCGACUUCUUUCGCAUCGAUAGAAACCGAAGACGCGGUGGACGUCGAGUGGAAUCGAUAGAGAUUCUGGACGAAUCGGGAGGCACUUCUAGCUGGCAACAUUUGGCAACAGUCUGA
Messenger RNA from Caenorhabditis remanei, 1884 nucleotides. RefSeq lists its product as uncharacterized. The record is from RefSeq and is a predicted model, not a curated record. The transcript is spliced from 6 exons. NCBI's taxonomy places the organism in Eukaryota, Metazoa, Nematoda, Chromadorea, Rhabditida, Rhabditidae. Bases 1 to 1884 code for a protein of 627 amino acids.